This is a messenger RNA of Cladocopium goreaui, 1993 nucleotides long. The record is from the annotation of a GenBank genome assembly. Lineage: Eukaryota; Dinophyceae; Suessiales; Symbiodiniaceae.
UCCUGCACGGCGGCGGGCAUUGCGCUGGGCUGGCGAAGAACCCGGCUAUGGAGGAGCUACGGCUGGUGGUGCAAACCGAACGCAAAGAGUUGCAACGCCUUUUUUUGGCCCAUCGCUUUGCCGUGGAGGCCUCUCUGCAGCGCCUGGCCGAUGCCGAGCUCCGGGUCGAGCGCUGUCAGUGUGAGGAGAUAGUCUCAGCAGACAAGGAGCUGACACUUGCAACAGUUUCCGGUUUGCCUCGUGCUGAAUUUGGCUCCCUUUCCACGGCCACCCUCCAACCCUGUGUGUUGGAGAGCAGCGAUCCCGCUCCAGAGAACCCCUUCAAGGACAUCCAGGAGGUCAACGAGUCCAAGAAGAAACGCGUCAGUACCGCCUCUGCCAAUUCGGGACACUCCGUGGUGUCUGCCCACUCUGAUGUGCAGAGCGCCGCGUUGUUCACCUUCGAAGAAGAGGGGACAGUUCAAUCCAGUCCACCGGCUUCAAAUGCGGACAGCGGCACUGUACCAGUCGAACGAGGGCAGUCUUUGAGGAAGGUGACCAACAACGCCGUGGAUAUCUUCCUGCAAGAACCGCCGCUCCAGGGCUGGGAGCGAUGGAAGAAGUGUCUCAAGGCAAGCAUUGAUUACGUUGCGGCCAUUCUGGUGUUGCUGAAUUCUAUCGUUCUGUUGAUGGAGUUGGAGUUCAAAGGCAACGCCAUCGGUGCCAAAAUGGGUUUGUCCUCUGGACCUUCCCUGGAUGAGAUCCAGCCCGUGUUCCAGGGUUUGGACAGAUUCUUCGUCUUCAUCUUCCUCGCAGAGCUGCUGAUCCGCAUCACUGUGGAACAGAGAGACUUCGUCAAGGAGUGGACCAAUUUCCUGGACGCCGCGCUGGUCAUCUUGGGUCUGGUGGACUUUGGCUUCAGCCUUCAGGUGUCUGAUGGUGAUGUGGUGCCCAAGGAUAUUGUUUUGCUGCGUCUCAUGAGGGCCUUGAAGUCCCUGCGGGCCAUACGGAUGAUGCGCAGCUUCCGACUCUUCCGGGGCCUGCGCUUGUUGGUGAAAGCCUGUCAAUGUUUCUUGCCUUCGCUCUGUUGGGCCAUGGUACUGCUGGGAGUUUUCAUGACCAUGGGAGCACUGAUCAUGGGCAAUUUGCUACAAAGCUUCCUCACGGACGAAACUGCGAACUUCGAAGAUCGGGAGUGGAUUUGGAUGAGAUAUGGCACCGCCUAUCGCGCCACCUACACUCUCUACGAGAUUACGUUUGCUGGCAAUUGGCCUACCAACGCCCGUCCUGUGUUGGAAAAAGUUAGCCAUCUUUUUGUGAUCUUCUUUGUGCUUUACGUCACAGUGAUUGCCUUUGCUGUGAUCAGGGUGAUCAGCGCUGUGUUCUUAAAGGAUACACUUGAUGCGGCGCAAAAUGAUGCCGAGCAUCUGGUGGUGGAUAGAUUACGGAAAAAAGCCGAAUAUGUGGAAAAGUUGGAGCGCAUCUUCCGUGCCAUUGAUGAUUCCGGCGAUGGAAUUAUCACAGAGGCGAGAAUGAACGAGAUCCUGUCGAACGACAAGAUCGCGGCUUAUUUCCAGACUUUGGAUCUGGAUGUGCACGAGGGUGCUGCGCUCUUCCACUUGUUGGACAACGGGGAUGGUGAGGUAACUUUAGACGAGUUUAUUGAUGGAAUCAUGCGGUGCAAAGGGCCUGCGCGGGCAAUCGACCAGGUUGCGAUGCAUGCAGACCUUAAACAGUUGGAUCUCAAGCUUGCCAGGCUAGCCAGACAUUUGAGAGAUUCUGAUGUGAUUCAAAGCAAAACUCUCAGUGGCAAGGAGCGGAGACGUGAGCGUGAGAAGGAAUCUCGCAACAGUGUCAGUGGACGUUCUGCUCACCUACGGGCAUUCAGGCCUGAUGUCACCACUGAACCAAGACCAAGAAAAUGAGCCUGUCCACAGAAGCCCUCAUGCAACGAAAGGAAUAGCAACCUCAUUCGAACGUCGUGUUGGGAAAUGCAAAGUUGUCCAGGUGUGCC